This is a messenger RNA of Cannabis sativa, 729 nucleotides long. RefSeq lists its product as uncharacterized. The transcript has 2 exons. The record is from RefSeq and is a predicted model, not a curated record. Bases 116 to 430 code for a protein of 104 amino acids. NCBI's taxonomy places the organism in Eukaryota, Viridiplantae, Streptophyta, Magnoliopsida, Rosales, Cannabaceae.
AGGCUGGCUGCUUCCUUUCUUUGUUGUCAUUCUGUACUAUACUUCCAUAGUUCCAUCACAGCCUCAACAACCUCUCUCUCUCUCUUUCUGGUACACUGACUGAGACCCAUCAGUCAUGGCGUCUUCAUCUUCCUCAGCUUCACCCCUCCAAAACCCUAAAAAACUAGGGCUUGUGGCAAAUGCAUUGAAGCGCAAAGACAAAUUCAUUCAGUUCUUCGCCAUGACUGGAAUUUUACUCUUGAGUGUUAGAUCUCUCGGCCAAAAGUAUCGGAUGCAUGAUCUUCUCGAAGACACUUCAGCUCUCAAACAAGAAGAAGAAACCCUAACUAAUCGCAUCAACAACAUUAAGCAAGCCCUUCUCCAUGAAGCCUCCCUCGAACCCACUGGUAUUUUCGCUUCAAGACUCCGCCUUUUAUUUGGUGAAGACUAAUUUAUUUUCUUCACUUUCGUUUUCAAUUCGAAUAAUUUUGUCUGAAUUUUGUAAACAAAAUAGUUGCAGAGAACAUAAAUUUAUCUUCUUGGUUUAUGAAUUUGAUUAAUUGCCAUGUUGAAGAUUAUUAGGGCCUAUUGAUUUUUAGGUAUUUGUUUCUGUUUUUGGGGUAAUUCUUUAGUUGGGUAUGUGAAAUAUAAGUAUCACUCAUACUUAGAUAUAUUUUAAUUUUCCACUUGUGUAGACUAUAAAGAGUUCAUUUUGAUUUUUGAUGAAGUGAAAUUUAGCUCACUCACUCA